Camelina sativa (false flax) is the source of this 905-nucleotide messenger RNA. RefSeq names its product putative calcium-binding protein CML23. Gene Ontology annotation, molecular function: calcium ion binding. NCBI's taxonomy places the organism in Eukaryota, Viridiplantae, Streptophyta, Magnoliopsida, Brassicales, Brassicaceae. The record is from RefSeq and is a predicted model, not a curated record.
CUUCUCACAAUUUCUCUACUUUCUCAAAAUCUCUCUAGCUUUACUUUUAAACAAUAUGUCAAAGAACGGUUCAAGAAACUGCUUAGGUUCAAUGGAAGACAUCAAGAAAGUUUUCCAACGGUUCGACAAGAAUAACGAUGGGAAAAUUUCUAUUGAUGAGCUUAAAGACGUGAUCGGAGCUCUCUCUCCCAAUGCUUCUCAAGAAGAAACCAAAUCUAUGAUGAAAGAGUUCGAUCUUGACGGUAAUGGAUACAUAGAUUUGGAUGAGUUCGUUGCACUCUUCCAAGUAAAACAAGAAGACGGUGAAGACAACAAUAGUGAGAUCAGGGAUUUGAAAGAAGCUUUUGAUUUGUAUGAUUUGGAUCGUAACGGACGGAUCUCGGCUAAUGAGUUGCACUCGGUUAUGAAGAAUCUUGGUGAGAAGUGUUCGAUUCAAGAUUGUAAGAGGAUGAUUAGUAAAGUUGACUCUGAUGGUGAUGGUUGUGUUGAUUUUGAUGAGUUUAAGAAGAUGAUGACUAAUGGUGGAGCUUGAAAUUAAAUCUUUUUAUUUAUUUAUUUAUGUUUGUAAAUAUGGAAUUUCAUAAUCUCUUUAAUCUAAUAUUUUCUUAGGAAGCUGGAUAAUUAGAAAAUUUAUUUUUUUAGGUUUUAUCGAUUAAAUUUAGAAGAAUCUAUAUGUGGCUUUUUUAAAUAAUGGCUCUGACCUAAUGUUAGGGAAGUGUUGAUGACCUAAUUAAUAGUUUUUCUUUUCUUUUAUCUAAAGAGAGAAAGAGUACUAUAAUAUAAGCUUUUAUUUGAUAAUUAUUAAUGUGGUUGGUUUAUAAAGUUGGGUUGAUUCAUGUGCAUCUUGUGUGGAUGGGUUAGAUACUUCAUGGUAAUGGCACCAUGUGAACUUAACCACAUCUCCU